Molecule: messenger RNA, 1191 nt
Organism: Metopolophium dirhodum (rose-grain aphid)
Lineage: Eukaryota; Metazoa; Arthropoda; Insecta; Hemiptera; Aphididae
Product: transmembrane protein 179
Exons: 5
Coding region: 366-1124 (252 amino acids)
Source: RefSeq, a predicted model, not a curated record
UAUUCGAGAUGAUAGGCUAUCAUAGCCCAUAGAUCGUGUAUUAUCUAUUCUAUAGCCAUAGAAAACAGAUAAGAGAUAAAAUAUGGAUAAUAGCAAUAAUAAUUUAAGAACAACAUAAUAAUAUUACUAAAAAGUAAAUAGUGAAUAUUGUAAACAAGUCGUUUUUACUUUUACCUGAGUGCUAAGUCUUGAAAAUUUUCAAUAUCCAUUGUUUGUUAAUAAAGAAAAAACAAAUCUAACUUUUUAUUUGACUAAAACAAGGAAUAUAAUUUUAAUUUUAAUACUUUAUUAUUAACCUUCUCAUUACUCAAUUGCAUGUAGUUACCCAUGUUUGUUUUCGUUUGGAUAGUUACAAUUAAAAAUCAAUGGCGCUCACAAAUAAAUUAUUAUUGAGUCAAGUAGCAGGUUAUACCAUAGCAGCAAUUCUUUCACUAUGCAUCAUUAUACCAAUGAGUCUUCAUCAAGAUGAAUUUAAAGGACAUUGUCUUUUAUUCUCUUCUGGUCAAUGGCUUGAGAAGAAUGGUCAAUUUUUAGUAAAUUGGGCAUCUCAAGCUUAUUGUAACUAUUCAAUUUUUGUUGGAGUUUUGCUGUUAGUGAUAUCAUCAAUACAGACCUAUAGGAUGUCAAUUUUUGCUUAUAAAGGAACUGACAGUUCAUUUUUAUUGACAUUUAUUGAUGCCAUUACAUGUGUACUUAUGUGUAUUUUCACAAUCAAUGCUGCUCUGAUGAUAACAUUUGGAUUUAUGACUUGGUGUAAUGAUAUGAUUGAAAGAUUUCCAUCGUGUGAAAUGGCUGCUGGAAAUCCUAUUGAUAUUCAAGAUGGAAUUGAUACAUCUGGUUUUUACUUUCAACUUGGAGUAGCUCAGUUUGGAAUAUGGGCUUCAUGGUCUUGCUGGGUUGGUUUGACAGUUUGCACUAUGUGUAAACUUUGUUAUUAUCAUCAAAUGAGUAAUAUGAAAGCUUCAAUGUUACGAGAAAGACAGAAACUUAUUGAUGAAGGUAUGGCUGCGCCCACCAGAGUAACUCCAUAUACUACUCAAACAGAUACUACUUCAGAUGAAAGUAACAAUUCUAAAAUUGAAUCACAACCAUCGAAAUCUAUUGAUGUUAAAAAUAUUGAGUAGCUUAUGUUCUAAUUAUGUGUAUUUUUUUAUUAUUCCAUUAAAAUUAAAUUGUUAUAAAAUAUAAAAA